CGUCACAUAAACAUGGCUCCUGUGAAGAGUUGAGAUGAAUGUGUAACUGUUUAUUUCUGUAGAUAACAUACAUUUAAUGUACUAUUGUUCACGGCAUGGACAACAUAUAUCACCACGCUUCAUCAGAAACACCGCAGCCUCCUGCCUAUAAUGCCGGCUAUCUGGAAGCACCGUAUACCGCCAGCUUUAACAUACCUCGGCCGUGUAGCGCGACUCAUCAACAGACACAGCCGGACCACACUGCUCCACUGUGGCCACCGGGACCUGGGUAUGAUGGUAACCCGUACGGCUAUAGGUGCGAAUUCCCCCCGCCGUCUCCCGAAGGAGGAGUGGGUUUCGGGGGGCCUCGCAUGCCCCUUCCUUAUGGGUUCAACCCCUCCAUCCCCCCGCCUCCUUUCGGCUGUCCACCCCCCGUACACUACCCCAACGCCCCGGUGAACACAUACAACAGCAGGGAAGCCUCAAGCUUUCAACCAUUCACCGGUACCCAGCAGUAUGGAGCCUGUCCUCAGAUUGCCCGGCACGACUCAGGUCAGAAACAGCAGCGGUUUGAGGGUUUCUCUGAGAGGGCAACUCGGUUUCCUACGCAGGGUAAGGACCAUGACAGGACUUCGGGAGAAACAACACAGCCUGAGGAUGAAGCAGCCCUCCAGAGAAGGCAGGACCAGCAGUGGCUCGGACGGUUCUUAAAAGGAAAAGAGAGAACGUCCAGGACCCAGCGGCACCCUUCACCCCGCAGCUGUGCCCCAGCUCCAGGGCUGAAGGAGGCUCUGUGUGCGGCCGCUCAGCUCGUCUCCCGGCUGGAACAGUCUUGCGAAACCCUGAGGAACAGUGUGGAGGAAGAGAGUGUUUGGACGGACUCGUAUUUAUUGGCUUUAAAUGUGAAGAAAGAGCUACAGGACAGUCUCGAAGUCCUCAGUGACAGUGAGGGUUUAGCUAGCUGGAAAUCUAAACUGUGCCGUGUUGCUAAGAGGAGGGCCCGGCGCCUGAGGGCCAGGAGCCGGCUCCAGGUGGAGGAGAGGGAGAGGGAGCAGCUCAUCACUGAGAAGGAGGCGGCCAUAGACAAAUGGAGGAUGCAGAAGAUACACGAAGUGGAGGAGAAGAAGAAGGAGAGGGAGCUGAAGCUGGCUGCAGACUCUGUUCUCUGUGAGGUGAGGAAGAAGCAGGCAGACGUGAAGAGGAUGCAGGACAUUCUGAGAUCUCUGGAGAAACUGCGCAAGCUAAGGAAAGAGGCAGCCUCGAGGAAAGGGGUCUCCACUGAGCGAGAAUGCGACGAGGCGUUCAGCAGCAGGCUGGAGCAGCUGAGGUGUGUGAUGAAGAGGAGGACGGGCAUUUACUCCGCCGAGGAGAAAGCUCUGAUGGUGAUGCUGGAAGGAGAGCAGGAGGAGGAGAGGAGGAGGGAGCAGGAGAAGCAAGUGAAGAAGGAGAGGGAGAAGCAGCUGCAGAGGAAACGCAGAGUGGACGCCAUGUUGUUCGGGGAGGAGCUUCCUGCUGGUUGUGUCCUGCAGCCCUUCAGAGAUUACUACACCCAGGCGGAGCACUCCCUGCACGCUCUUCUGCAAAUCAGGAGGGAGUGGGAUGUUUUUGUGAUUCCAGCGGAUCAUCCCGAUGGUUCUGCGGUCCCUCCCAGCUGGAUCCUGCCUGACGGCCCGUGUGACGCAGCCUGGGCCUCGGCCCUGCAGAGCGCUGAGUGAACCCUGCAGCUGGAGCACUGCCAGGAUCAGCCCGGCAGAACACAUGUAAAUAACAUGUAAAUGAGUACAGGUGUUAAUAAAGGAUUUUGAAGUG
Molecule: messenger RNA, 1788 nt
Organism: Trematomus bernacchii (emerald rockcod)
Lineage: Eukaryota; Metazoa; Chordata; Actinopteri; Perciformes; Nototheniidae
Gene: pdcd7
Product: programmed cell death 7
Exons: 5
Coding region: 96-1694 (532 amino acids)
Source: RefSeq, a predicted model, not a curated record